Messenger RNA from Agrilus planipennis (emerald ash borer), 2303 nucleotides. RefSeq names its product protein phosphatase 1 regulatory inhibitor subunit 16B (gene MYPT-75D). The transcript is spliced from 9 exons. Gene Ontology annotation, molecular function: enzyme inhibitor activity; protein binding; phosphatase regulator activity. Gene Ontology annotation, cellular component: cytoplasm. The record is from RefSeq and is a predicted model, not a curated record. NCBI's taxonomy places the organism in Eukaryota, Metazoa, Arthropoda, Insecta, Coleoptera, Buprestidae. Bases 433 to 2007 code for a protein of 524 amino acids.
AUGUUUGACGUUUUACAGCUUGUUCACUUUCAAACAAGAGAACAAACAGAACUUAAAACAGAAAAAGAAGGGAAACAGGAAAUAACAGGAAGUGUGUUACGUCAAAUUGAAUCUGUAAUUUGGCCAAGUUUAGCAGAGUACAUGCUGGAUUAAUAAAUUAUAAAAUUAAAAAGAUAAGGUGUCGGGUGUCCCCAUUUGUGUGAAUUUUAAAAAUGAAGUGUCAAGUGAAUAUGCACAAGAAAGUUAUGAAUUAAAAAUUAAUUUACAACUUAUUGACUGCAGUGCGAAAAUGCAACCAACCUGUUUAGAAAGGUGCUGGUUUCUAGCGAUUCCCGCAUAUUAUCUGAUGAAAAACAUCUACGAAAUACACUAACGAUCAAACUGUUCCCUUAAUUAAUAUAAUUUACUGAAAAAAAAAAAACAAAUUCCAAAAUGGAUCAUUCUGAAUUGAUUCAAGAAAUGCCACAUAUCGAGCAGCUUCCCACCCAGGAAAGACUGAAUCUUGCAAGAAAAAGGAGGGCGCAACAGCUCAAACAUUGGAUAAACAAAGAAAAAGAGUUCAAUCGAAAGCCGUCCAAGUUGCAAAAAUCUUCGAAACCAAAUAUCAAAUUCAAAGAUAGCGUUGUACUGUUAGAGGCUGCAGCUAGAAACGAUAUAGAAGAAGUAAAACAUUUACUAAGUAAAGGGGUAAGUCCCGAUUCGUGUAACGAAGAUGGUUUGACUGCCCUUCAUCAGUGUUGCAUAGACGACAAUGAGGCAAUGUUACAACUCCUGUUAGAAUAUGGGGCUAAUGUUAAUUCCGAAGACAGCGAAAAAUGGACUCCGUUACAUGCGGCAGCUACAUGCGGUCACCUGAGGCUGGUUAGGAUAUUGAUUGCAAGGGGAGCAAAUCUUUUGGCCGUGAAUGCCGAUGGUAACAUGCCCUAUGAUAUUUGCGAAGACGAACAAACGUUAGACUACAUCGAAAGCGAAAUGGCCAAAAGGGGGGUCACCCAACAAUUAAUAGACGACACCAGGGCGCUGACGGAGAAAAAUAUGCUCAACGACCUCAAAAGAAUUGUUGCCAAUGGUGGCGAUCUGGAGUUCCACGAUCAUCAGGGCGCAACACCGUUACACAUAGCCUCAGCAAAUGGUUACACGUCAGUUGUAGAAUACCUAUUAGAACAAAAUGUUCGGACAGAUGUCGUAGAUAGAGAUGACUGGCAGCCUGUACAUGCAGCUGCAUGUUGGGGUCACCUCGAUGUACUUGAACUUCUGGCGCAGGCAGGUGCUGAUUUGAACGCCAAAAACAAAAACGAUGAAACACCUGAAGAUAUUUGUGAAGAUCCAGAAUUGAAAGAACGAAUUCGACAACUAAAAACAGAACAAGAAAAUAAACGUCUACUGGAGAACCAGAAGAAAAGAGUUCGGCGGUCCCAGAGUAACACACGAGUGCAUUCCGUCAGGAGGACGUCUUUACGGGACAGGGGAAUGACAGCUAGAAGGGAUGCUGUUGAAGAAGCACGUUUACGAAUGGAAGCGGAACACAAUAGGAAUUUAGAACAAGAGGCUGCUAAAAAUGGACAAUCGCCUCCUAGUUCGACUGAUGGGACAAACACUAAUCCGUCAGAGGGUGACGGGACGGAAGAAUUGUCUAACAACACCACUGCACUUGCGCCAUCUGACAGACGAGCCCCCGAAGGCAAGGACAACGAUUCGCUGUUAGCCAGUGAAACUUAUGGAGAUGGAGACAAAAACGAAUCGGCAUAUACGACCGAUGUAAACGGUAAAGUGACCGUCCACGUGUUUGUUACGAUUAACGGUAAUGGUACCCUAGCAGACCUCAAGAAACAACGGAUGGAAAUAAGAAAGAAGAACGAUGUCAACUCUCUCACAGCGUCCGAUACCAACAGCGUCAUUCCGGAAGUAAACCUAGUACCCACACCUUCAACGGCCGACUUGACAAAAUUCACAGGGGGCACCGACGAAAUAGUCGAGCACAACAGAAGGUGCUGCGCAAUACAAUAGCGGAGUGUGAUUGGUGCAUCAAGACAUGCACACAUUGGUUUGUUAUUUAUGUAUUAGGCUUUUUUUGCUACUUAACUCUAACAUUUAAGAAUUUUUAAAGUAUUUUAUAAGCCAUUUCAGUCAUUAUUCGUGGUUCUAGUAUUUUUUUUUUUAUUUAUUUGUUACUGUAAAGAUAAAUUCCAAACCGUUUUCUCAAAUAGGUAAAUUUUCUAAAUUUAACUCAAGUGUAAGCGGUACGUGAUGAUUUUAUUAUCACCAUAUUUUAAAUAGUUCCAUUUUUAUGAUCGAAGCAAGAA